Messenger RNA from Caenorhabditis auriculariae, 3548 nucleotides. NCBI's taxonomy places the organism in Eukaryota, Metazoa, Nematoda, Chromadorea, Rhabditida, Rhabditidae. The record is from the annotation of a GenBank genome assembly.
AUGAAGACAUCACUGAUCGUCCUGAGUAUUUUGGGAGCGACGUUGGCGAUUCGCGACCAAUCGAUCGCCAUCAAGGGAAAGCUUCUGUGUGGCAGCAAGCCGGCGAAUAAUGUUCGCGUCAAGCUUUGGGAGGAAGAUUCUGGUGCGUUUACCUAGAAAAGUCUCCAAAACAUCUCUCAUGCUGGUCAGGCGCCUCAACGGGUGUACCCGUGUUUUACAGGCUGAUCUAGUCCCGAUUGAGCAAAAAGAAGGAACAACGGGUGUAAAAAACAUAAGUGGGCUAAAACGGUGUUGUACGGGUUUAAAACGGGCACACCCGCUGAGACCCCGUGUUAGCCCGACUGGGCUACCCUCAUCAGCAUGAGAGCUACGUGGGCCAGCCCGCUUUUUGCCCGCAAAAAAUUAUCAACGUCUAAGCAGCCAUUUUCAGCCAUUUUCCUCAGUUUUCGUGACUAAUAAGCGAAAUAAACAGCUCAAAAAGAGUUUUGAGCGAAAAAAAAGCAAAAAAUUGGAUUCUCGUGCUGAAAGGAUAACCUCCGCCAACUACCAUAGUUCCUCAAAAAUUUAUGAUUAUCCAUUCGGAAAAAAAAUGAACUUUCAAUUCAUUUGUUUUAUAAAUUUUGAGAAGGUAUGGUAGCUGGCGGAGAUAACCUCUUUAACUCAUCCAAUUUUUUGCUUUUUCAAAAAAAUUAAGUUUUUUCUUCUUACAGUUUUCUUACAAUGUUAUCAACAAAUAUAGCUUGAUUAUCCGUUUUUUUCUUUUUUUAACUCCAAAGGAAGGUUUAAAAAAAUAAAAAAAUUACAAUUUGAACAGGGAUUCCAUUCUUGGCUCUAAUAUCAGAUCCAGCCCCAUACAAUUUCUAUUUUUCGCAGUACCUCAAAAAAUGCUUUCUCUUCCUUGAAGGCCCCGACCCGGACGACCUCCUCGACCAAGGCUACACGGACGCCAACGGCGAGUUCUCGUUGUCCGGCGGAACCGCCGAAGUGACGCCAAUCGACCCGGUAUUCAAAGUCUACCACGACUGCGACGAUGGCAUCAAGGUGAAAAUAUACCAAAUUCUCAAAUAAAUCAGGUGGUUCUCAGCCCGGCUCGCGAAAGGUCAAGUUCGCUCUGCCGAAGUCCUACAUCACUGAGGGCAAGGUUCCCAAGAAGACUUUCGAUAUCGGUAAGUACAGGAAUAAGGGUCUAAAAUGAGAAAGGCGAGAGAAGGGAAAAGCCUGAAGAGACGGCAGAGAAACAAGAGCGACUAUAGCCUGUGUGCCACGACUUGGAAUUUCACCGAACGACAUUCCGCUGUGCCGCUGCGCGCCUUUGCGAACCUUGGUCGCGCUUUCAAUUUUUUUAAAAAUUUUUUUAUUAAGGUACUAUACUUUCAUGUGCUCCCCCAGCAGUAACAAUCAAUUGAAAGCGUGACCUAGAUUCGAAAGACACUUCGCGAGCUUUGUGGACCAAUCAUGGAGAAAAUCGCUUUUUAGAUGGUUUUGAAGAUUUUUUCGAGAAAAAAAUUACCGAGAAAAUCAUUUUUUAGAUCGUUUUGGAGUUUUUUCUAAGUUUUGUGGUGAUCGAAAAUCACGAGGAAACUUAAAGUUUUUCCGGCGAUUUCCGAUAAAAUCAAGAAAUUACGCGUCAAAAUUGAAUUUGAAUAUAUAUAUUUACUGAAAAUAGCGCUUUGAAACUUGAAUCGAAUACGUUUCAUGGUGAAGAUUAAAUGAGAAAUGAAGAAUAAUCGACGAUCAGUUGAAAUUUUCAUUAUUCACCAUAUCAUUUCUUCUUUUUUUUUUACCUUAACUUAGUAAGUGUUGAAUCUAUAUCUGAUUCACGGCUGGCUUGAGCCAUCGAAAAAAAGGUCCUGACACGAUAAUGCACGAGAUAGUGACUGGCUCGUGGAGAGCGCAGACAGGACACGCCCUCUUAGCGUCAGCUAAAACAAAAGUUGCGGUGCGCCCUGCGUAAAAUUCUCGGUGCACCCCGCAGUGUAACCAGGGGUCAACCCCGUUCAGUUUUAAACAAUAAAUUGAAAGCGUGACCUAGAUUCGAAAGACGUUUCGCGAACGCACGCAGCGGAACAGCGGAAUGUCGUUCCGUGAAGCUUCAAGUCAUGGCACCCAGACUAGGUGUGAUGACCAAUUGGAAGAAGCUUGAUGAGGCUUUUUUUUUCUCAGUUUCGGAGCAUUUUCUCUCGACUCUGGAGUCUUCGAAACUGUAUAUUCCAACUGAAAGGAUCCCUAGUCUUCAUAACAAAUUUCCGAGGCUUCUUUCACAAUUUUCAGCAUUUGGAUCAUUUUGAAACCCGUCUCGUUGAAAAAAACAGCAGUUUCAACUAGGAUGGCUCAUAGUAUAUUCCUAACAGCUUCCUGGGGCUUUUCCCCGGUCAACCACUUAUUUUUUUCUAUCCAGUUUUCGAGUCUCCAGAUAUAUUAUAGUCAAUUUUUCCAAACUUUAAGGCGAGAUGGGUAGACUGGCAAGAGUGAAGCCUUGCGUACGCGACGCGGAUAUCUCAAACGCGAGCAACGUUUUUUAAUGUUCAAUACAAGUUUCUCGUCAAAAGCCGCGUCGCACACGCAACGCUUCACCCUUGCCAAUCUCCCCAUCUAGCCUUCAAAGUCUGGAAAAACUGACUGAUAUAUCUGAAGACUCGAAAAUUGGAUAGAAUAAAAUAAACGCUCGAUAGGGGGGAAGCCCCAGGAAGCUGUUAUGAAUGGACUAUGGGCUAUCCUAGUUAAAACUGAUGAAAUUUUCAACGAUAAAAUGAUCCAAAUGCUAAAAAUUGUGAAAAAAAGCCGCGGAAAGUUGUUAUGAAGACUUGGGUUCCUUAUAGAUGAAAUAAAUCGUGUUUAAUGUCCCAGAAAAUGCUCCGAAAUUAGGAAAAAGCCUCAUUAAGCAUCUUCAAACUGAUCAUCAUAGCUAGAAUCUGGGGCCUGUCUCAAGAUCGAACAAAAAUGCUGUAUAGUCAAUGUUUCCCGACUUGAAAGGGGAGUGAGGCGGGACGCGUAGCGUGUGCGUACGCGGUUCUUGGCACGAGUUCAAUUCAACCGCCAGCGAGCAUUCAAAGAGCUAAUUUAUCGCUCUUUUUCACUUCUUUUUUUAAUUAUUUAUUGAUUAUGUUGAUUUGUGCAUCAAAAAAAUUAGUACAAAAAUACAGAGAAAGAGCUGCCGAGCUUUUCAAGUAGUCGGCGGCAAUUGAAUUGAACUCCUGCCAAGAACCGCGUAAGCACACGCCACGCGUCCCGCCCCCUUGCUUCGCCUCCCUCCCUUUUCAAGUCGGGAAACAUUGACUAUACUCUUCUGAGCAAUUCCGCUCGUUUCAGGAGUCCUGAACCUCGAAACGAUCUUCGCCAAGGAAGAACGGGAGCUGAUCGUGUCGAGGCGUCGUCGCGGCGGAAUGAACGCCGACUAUCUGGACCCGGAGGCGGCUGAAUCUCAGCCGAAGGUCGUCAAGAAGGACAAGAGCAGCAGCAGCAGCAGCGAGAGUGCCGAGGAGAAACGGGAGGCCGACCGCGAGGAGAAGGUCGCCAAGGAGGAGGCUCUCAGUGUGGCCGCCGAAUGA